UCAAUGAUGCGAUAAGUUGGAGCCCUGACAAACGCAGCCAACAUACUUUAUAUAUAUGAAGAGUUUUAGCUCCCUCUUGUUUCUGUGUACCAACUGUUGAGGCAGUGUUCAGAGGGUCUCAAUUCAUCUUCGACCAAACAAAAUCUACCAAAGCUAGUUCUAACUUUCAAGUCUUAGUUCUUUCUUGUCAAAGAGAGAAAGAGGGCAGGCUAGCUAUGAAUAUGGAAGGCACGCCGGCUCUCCAUGGAUACUACAUGCCUGCAGAGUGGGAACCCCAUUCACAGUGUUGGAUUGGAUGGCCUGAACGCCCAGAUAACUGGAGAGACAAUGCAGUGCCUGCUCAACAGGUGUUUGCCAAGGUCGCAUCUGCAAUCUCAAAGUUUGAGCAUGUGACUGUCUGCGCAAGUGCCGCUCAGUGGGCAAAUGCACGAAGUCAGCUACCAGAAAAUAUCAGGGUUAUCGAGAUGAGCUUGAAUGAUUCUUGGUUCCGUGAUACAGGGCCAACAUUUGUCAUAGGAAUAAGUGCAUCCUCUUCUUCUACCCCAGAGCCAAAGGUUGCUGGUAUUGAUUGGAACUUUAACAGUUGGGGAGGCAUUGAUGAUGGUUGUUACCGAGACUGGAGUCAUGACCUUCUUGUGGCACAGAAGAUCCUGGCAGUUGAGAAGCUUCCAAGGUUUCCACACUCAAUGAUUCUCGAAGGUGGAAGCAUCCAUGUAGAUGGAGAAGGGACUUGCCUCACCACCAAGGAGUGCCUCUUAAAUAAAAACAGGAACCCAGAUUUGACCAAGGAGCAAAUAGAGGAUCAACUUAAGGCAUACCUUGGAGUGAGGAAAGUUAUUUGGUUGCCUCGUGGAUUAUAUGGAGACGAUGACACUAAUGGUCACAUCGACAAUAUGUGCUGUUUUGUGAAGCCUGGUGUGGUUUUGUUGUCCUGGACUGAUGAUGAAAAGGAUCCUCAGUAUGAAAGAGCUGUGGAAGCCUUUUCUGUUCUAUCUAAUACUACUGAUGCCAAUGGUAGGAAAUUAGAAAUAAUUAAACUUCAUGUACCUGGGCCACUGUACAUGACAGAUGAAGAGGCUACUGGAAUUUUUCAGGAGGACUGUGAAGCUAAACCGAGACUUCCAGGCACGAGACUUGCUGCUUCAUAUGUAAAUUUCUACAUUGCCAAUGGAGCAAUCAUUGCACCCCAAUUUGGGGACCAGAAAUGGGAUGAUGAGGCUGUUCGUGUCCUAUCUCAAGCCUUUCCAAACCAUGAAGUGGUAAGAAUUGAAGGUGCAAGGGAGAUUGUUCUAGCGGGGGGAAAUAUACAUUGCAUCACUCAGCAACAACCACGCAUUCCACACAGUAUCGUCAACCACGAUUGAUUUCAUACAUACAUCGUCAGUGCAGACAGAGCAUUUGUGUGGGAUUAAGCUAAAAGAUGAAUCACAUAGCUUGAUUUAUCAGUUACAUUUGUUUCAGGUCCAUAAGAUGGUGGGAGACAAGCUUAAGCUUCUCCAAUUUGUACUAUUAUAGAAUAUUGAUUGACACAAAUACAGACGAUGGCUUGUAAGCCUCCAGAACCAGAUUAUAGUUCUGACUAUGUGAAGUUGCAUAAGUGUACCAAAUUAUAGUUUGGCCAACUCAGGUUUCAGCGGCAGAUCAGUUUUUCUUUUUAA
This is a messenger RNA of Prunus mume (Japanese apricot), 1658 nucleotides long. RefSeq names its product porphyromonas-type peptidyl-arginine deiminase family protein. The record is from RefSeq and is a predicted model, not a curated record. Gene Ontology annotation, biological process: putrescine biosynthetic process. Gene Ontology annotation, molecular function: protein-arginine deiminase activity; agmatine deiminase activity. Lineage: Eukaryota; Viridiplantae; Streptophyta; Magnoliopsida; Rosales; Rosaceae.